Molecule: messenger RNA, 4403 nt
Organism: Lycium barbarum (goji berry)
Lineage: Eukaryota; Viridiplantae; Streptophyta; Magnoliopsida; Solanales; Solanaceae
Product: F-box/kelch-repeat protein At3g23880-like
Exons: 3
Coding region: 2963-4138 (391 amino acids)
Molecular function (GO): protein binding
Source: RefSeq, a predicted model, not a curated record
GUAGCAAAUGUGAAUAUAUAGAGGUGCUUCAACUUCAUAGAAGAAAUUAAUGUACUUCAAUUUGGCGUAAUUCAUUGCUAUUCUUACGAGUUAAUUUGCAUUAUUAUUAUUAUUAUUAUUAUUAUUAUUAUUAUUAUUACUCCAUCCGUUUUAAUUUAUAUGACCCCAUUUGACUGGGCACGACAUUUAAGAAAGAGUGAAGGCUUUUGAAACUUGUGGUUCAAAAUAAGUCUUGAAAAUUUGUGUGGCCGUAAAUCAUUCUGAAUUUGUUUUCAAAUUAGGAAAGAGCACAUUCAUUUUGACACGGACUAAAAAUAAAAUAGGUUUAAACAAAUUGAGACAGAGAGAGUAUUAUUAUUAGUUUCCCCUGUGAUAAUUGAAUCAAAUCUUAAUUAAGGAUUUCCAUUUCCUAAUCCAUCAAAUAGCAAAGCCUCAAUUCCAAGCUUCUUUGGCCAAGCUUGUGGAAGGUCAAAGUGUUUUUUUUUUUCCUUUAAAAAUUUACUUACUAUUAUUAUUAUUAUUAAUAAUUUUUUUUAAAAAUGUUUCGCCAAACUUUUAAGAGAAAUAAGUGUUUUUACUAGUAGUAGAAGCUGUUUUUCGGAAACUUAAAAAAAUAGCUUUUCCCUGAAAGUAUUUAUUUUAGAAGCACUUUAUAAAAGCCAGGUGAAAUACUAAUUACUACUCAAAAAUAUUUCUGAAAUUGAUUAGCCAAACACAAGUACUUUUUUCAAAAAAGAAAAAAAGAAAAUUAGAAACUUGUCCAAACAUGCUACUCCCUCGUUUCAAUUUAUGUCUAACAUAUUUCCGUAUUAGUCCGUAAGAAUGACAUCUUUCUAUAUUUAAAAAUAAUUUACUUUUAUGAAAUGACUUAUAGGCGCAUAAGAUAUAUGUGAAUUAUUUAACACCACAAAUUUAAAAAUAUUCUCUUCCUUUUUAAACUCUGGGCCAUCAAAUGGGAUCACGUAAAUUGAAACGGAGGGAGUAUUAGUUGGUGUCAGUUGUGUAAAUUUUGUCUUUAGAACUCUUUUCAAGUACUUUGUAUUCUCACCAAUUUUUGUCAAUUGUAUAAAAUAAUGUUGAAGGGCAGAAACUAAUUUAUUUUUUAUUGAGAACUGACUAUUUUGAUGCUGUCUUUCUGUUACAAUUAGAUUUCAGAAUAUUGUCUUUUACAUAAAUUCCAAAGCUUACAAAUUGUUGUUAUAGCCAUAUCUGAAUAAAAUUUCUGAUUCAGCAUACCCUAAAUGAUUUUGACACCAUAGUAUCUGCAUUUGUUGCACUAUUGAAUUAGUGCAAUGGAAGAUAGAUGAGGAUGUCACUCAUCGUAUAUGAGAUGGAAGCUCUCAUCUGGUGUCCUCUGUGAUAAAAAGGUGCCACCGAAACUUAAAGGUAAGUUUUAUAAAGUGGUUGUUAGAUCGAUAAUGUCGUAUGGGGUUGAGUGUUGGCAAGUCAAGAAUUCGCACGUUCAGAAGGAGAAGGUGAAAGUAGAUGGAUGUGUGGGCAUACAAGGAAAGACAGGAUUAGGAACGAGGAUAUACGAGACAAGGUGAGAGUGGCCUCCGUGGUGGACAAGAUGCGAGAAGCAAGACUGAGAUGAUUCGGGUAUGUGAAAAGGAGGAGCUUGAGCUCGGAUUCCCCUGUGCAGAAGUGCGAGAGGUUAGCAAUAUUAUGUCUCCGGAGAGGUAGAGGUAGGCCGAAGAACCAGGGUUAUUGGACAGGACAUGACGCAUCUUUAGCUCACCGAGAAUAUGACGCUAGAUAGGAAAGCAUGAGGGUCGAGGAUUAGGGUAGACGGUUAGUAGAUAGUCGAGAUAUUUUUCUCUCAUUUGGGUGAGCAUGGUUCUCGUUUAGAGAACCGUAUCAUUACUAUUCUCUCGUUAGCGUAUUCUUCUAUUUUUACUACUAUUGUUGUUUCUUUCACUUUGACUAUCCAUACUAUUUCUGAUGUCAAUACUCCUUAUUUAGUUAUUUUCCUCACAUCCUUUGAUGAGAGGGUUUGAAGGUCACAGAUUAGGAUAGAAGGUUAGUUAGUAGUUGAGCGUUCUCUCGCUUUCCUGCGGGAUACGCUUGGUGGUCGAAUCUGUACCUAUUUUCUUACCAGUAGUAUUAGCACCAUUUUCGUAGUUUCUUGUUCUUCGAUUUCUAUUACCACCUUGUGCCUCGGUUAUCACAUUAUUUCGUUACUGAUCUUUUUUUUGAAUAUUAUGUACUGCUUUACGUAUCACAUUAUUUCCUUGUUGUUAUUGCUUUCAUUUCCAUGUUCCCUUUUUCAAAUUGCUUUGAAAUGCUUGACUUGGCCGAGGGUCUAUCGGAUACCUUUCUAUCUUUAUGAGGUAGGGUAAGGUCUACGUACACUCUACCCUCCCCAAAUCUUACACUUUUGGGUCCAUUUUCUUGUGAGACAAAAGGAAGUCGCACACAACUAGGGUCGGUUGUGUGAGAUACAUAAUAAAUUUUUUGCAUACAGGAUGGGGAAAAAGCCAAGAUGGUCUGAAAUAAGGUGAAGAGCCGAAAAAACUGAUAAAUAAAAUGUAGCCGCUGCCUAGGGCUCUAGUAAUUUCCGCUGUCGCUUUGCCCUUAUAAAUGCAGCCACUAAGUCUUACGAACUUGCAUCUCCGCUCUUCUCCUUCAACUCCCUUAGAUUUUUGCAUUGUGUUACGCCAAAUUGGUUUUUGUUUCUUUUCAAACCUUUUUUGAAAAUCACUUUUCUUGAGCCGAGGGUCUUUCGGAGACCGCCUCUCUACACCGUUAAGGUAGGGGUAAGGUCUGCGUACACCCCAUCCUCCCAUACCCCACUUGUGGGAUUACACUGGGUAUGUUGUUGUUGUUGUUGAAUUAAUGCAAUCAACUAUGGAGUAUCAUCAGUGAUGGACUUUGCCUCUAAAUUUGAGUUACCUGGUACCUGGUGCUGGUGGGAGGUGGCGGAUAUCUCGUAGAAUUAGUCAAAAAAACAAAAAUAAGCACGAUGAUCUCUGUUGAUCCACCCGGUGAUGAAAUGACAAACAUUUUGUCAAGACUUCCUGUUGAAGAUCUCAUGCAAUUCAGGUCUGUUUGCAAAUCUUGGUGUAACCUAAUUAUAGAUCUUUAUUUUGUGAACAAGCAUAUGAAUCAACAUUCAUCGUAUAAGGAAAGCAGCUUUUUGAUCGGUAAAGAUCUAAUCUUAGAUGUCGCGGAAAUUAAGGAGUGUUGCACAUUGUACUCUGAUGAAACAUUCGCCGAGCACAAGAAAUUAGAAUUUCCUUUGUGGGAAUCAACUAAAAGUUUUGAAGUCCUUGGCUGUUGCAAUGGCGUUCUCUUUCUUCUUUACCCUUUAAGUCCUCGAUCUUGUUGCAAAAUGUAUUUUUGGAACCCGGCCACAAAAAUAGUCAAGAAUCUUAUUAAUUCCCCCGUUCAGCUUCCUGAUUUUCGUGUCCAGGUAGUGUUUGGGUUUGGGUGGGUCCCCCGAUUGGAUGAAUAUAAGGUGGUUAGGAUUUUGUAUACUGAGAAAAUGAAUCUGACAGCCCCUCCAAAACUUCCGCCUGUUGUUGAAAUUUACUCAUUAAAAACAGAUUCUUGGACAAAGAUUGAAGUUGAACUUUCGUACUUUAUUACCAGCCAUAUGGCAAAGGCAUUUCUAGAUGGAUCUGCAUAUUGGGUUGCACGAAAUGUUAUUAAUGAAACUGAGUAUGAUGACUUCAUUGUAUCUUUCAAUAUGGCUGACCAUGUUUUUGAAGAAAUAAAGCUGCCGAAGUCUUGCCUCGAUGACGGUGCAUUAACUGGGUCGUUAGCAGUCUUUCGGGAUUCACUUUACCUAUUUGUUCAUGGCCCAGAAUCACUAGAUUGGUGGCAUGUAUGGAUGAUGCAAGAAGAUUGUUCCAGAAAGAUUUGGUUCCAUCAGUUUAAAGUUGAUUGCUCAUUUAAAAUCUGCUGGCCCUUAGGCUUUAUGAAGAAUGGGGAGGUUAUAUUCGAAUCCAUUGAGGGGGAUCUUUCUCUUUAUGACCCUAGGAAUGAGCAAUUUCAAGAUCUUCGCUUCCAAGGGAAUCCUGAUAUGAUAGAACUGUUUGCAUACAAGGAGAGCCUGGUUUUACUUGAUUUAGGAACUAAAUCUUGGCCUAAGGAAUUUCAUGAUGACGGGAAUGAAGAGCUUGAUAUCCAAACUUAGAGUCGAGAAAGGUUCGCAGAUAUUCUGUAUCUUGGCAGUUAGCAACAAUGCACCAGUGAACUUUACAGAGUGUGCAGGAACAAACACUUUACUGAAUCGAUGGAUCUUUCAAACUAGUUGUUGGUGGCUGUUGCUUCAUGUAUAAUAUCUGUAUAUGAAGUUGACUGUUUGAAUUUAGCUUGUUUUGUAUGGUGAAUGCUGUUUUUUCACUUGUGAACCACUUAUCCUCUAUCCGUACAUUUUGAAGAUAAUGUAUUUUUCUUCU